ACAUAUUUAAGAUAAAUCAAUUGAGUUAGUUCUCCUCGACUUAUCGGGAUCUUUAUUGAGUUCAUUAUAAUAAACAAUUUUGCCCGUUUGUAAACAUGGCUGAUGUUAUUGUUGAAAUUGAACAAGGAAAAUUAUGUGGGCGUAUUGCUAAAGAUUCAAAUGGAAAUGAUUAUAAAAGUUUUCAAGGGAUUCCAUACGCAAAACCACCAAUUGGAAAAUUACGAUUUAAGGAUCCCCAACCACCUGAGCCAUGGACAGAUGAGAUUUUAGAUGCAAAAAAAGAACGAAGUCAUUGUUUUGCACCUGAUUUUCAACCAGGAGUCAAUCCAUCUGGAGCUGAAGAUUGUCUAUUUCUUAAUGUUUUUACAUCAAAGUUACCCAAAGAAACAUCCGAGAAACUACCAGUAAUGGUUUGGAUACAUGGUGGGGGAUUUUAUUUAGGUUCUGGCAAUUCUGAAUUGUUUGGUCCAGAAUAUUUGGUUGCUAAAAAUGUUGUAUUAGUUACUAUUAAUUAUCGUUUAGGAUAUUUAGGUUUUCUUAGUCUGAAGGAUGUAAGUUGCGGUGUAACAGGAAAUGCUGGAUUAAAAGAUCAAACACAAGCUUUACGAUGGGUGCAAAAAAAUAUUUCAGCCUUUGGAGGUGAUCCAAAUAAUGUGACAAUAUUUGGUGUAAGUGCUGGUUCUGCUUCUGUUAGUUAUCAACUUUUAUCACCAUUAUCAAAAGGUUUAUUUCAUAAAGCAAUUUUACAAAGUGGUGUCGCAAUGAGUCCUUGGGCAAGCCAAGCACGCCAUGAUUAUGAUUUGGUAAAAUUGUUGGGCUGUAAAUCUACUGACGAUAAAGAAAUUCUGGAAUUUCUACAAAAUCAGAAAAUCGAAGAUAUUUUGAAAGCUCAAAAAGCUACUGUUCCUGUUGAGAUUCAGCCAUGCGGCGAAAUAUGCGAGAUAUCACCAAACGUAGAACCAAACAUACCAUCUGCAUUUUUACCUGACUCACCAGAAAAUAUCUUACGCGAAGGUCGUUUUAAUGAUGUUCCAAUAAUGAUUGGAGUAACCGAUGCAGAUGGUUUAAUGAUGGAUAUGCAUUUCUUUAUUCGAUUUAAAGAAUACGCCUUUGAAAAUGAUUUACUUGUUCCUCGUGGCUUACAGGAAAAAUUGAAAUCACAGGAAGAAAUUGUGAAAACCGUUAAAAAAAUUAAGGAAUUUUAUAAAAUUACUGACAUUAAAAGUAUGACAGAUUAUUGGACAGAUGUUUUAUUUGCACACCAAAGUCAAGUUUUUGCAACCGAAUUCUCACGGAAAGCAAGUAAUCCAGUUUACAAUUAUUUAUUUAGAAUCAGCGUUGAUGAUUUAAAAUUUAGUUGCAAAAUAUUUAACUGGGAUGUAUAUGAAGGUGCGAAUCAUGGUGAUGAUUUACCAUUUUUGUUUAAAACAGCGGUAGCUCCCUUGGUAACGCCAAAUACACCAGAAGCUGCAGGUGUACAUAUAAUGACGACAUUAUGGACUAAUUUUGCCAAAACUGGUAAUCCAAAUCCAACAACCUCUGAUCCACAUAUAAAUGUGGAAUGGAAACCUUUUACGCCAAGUGAUGAAAAUUAUUUGGAGAUUGAUUUAAAACCACAAUCGAAGAAAAGUUUAUUCAAAGAACGAAUUCAAUUUUGGAAUAAUUUGAAAAUGGUUGACGCUAUUGUUGAAAUCGAUCAAGGGAAAUUAUGUGGACGUAUUGCAAAAGAUGCAAAUGGAAAUGAUUAUAAAAGUUUUCAAGGCAUUCCAUACGCUAAACCUCCAAUUGGAAAACUUCGAUUUAUGGCACCCGAAUCACCCGAACCUUGGAAGGACGCGAUUUUAAAUGCGAAAAAAGAACGUGAUCAUUGUUAUGUACCUAGUUUUCUUCCAGGAGGAAAUACAACAGGCUCUGAAGAUUGUUUAUUUAUAAAUGUUUAUACACCAAGCGUAAAAACUGAAGAAAAAUUACCGGUAAUGGUAUGGAUACAUGGAGGUGGAUUUUUUUUCGGUUCAGGAAAUUCAGAUUUCUAUGGUCCAGAAUAUUUAGUUGCGAAAAAUGUUGUUUUGGUAACUUUUAAUUAUCGUUUAGGUUAUUUAGGUUUCCUCAGUCUAAAAGAUCCAAAAUGUGGUGUCACCGGAAAUGCUGGAUUAAAAGAUCAGACACAAGCUUUACGAUGGGUACAAAAAAAUAUUUCAGCCUUUGGAGGUGAUCCAAAUAAUGUGACAAUCUUUGGUGAAAGUGCUGGUUCAGCUUCUGUUAGUUAUCAUCUUUUAUCUCCAUUGUCGAAAGGUUUAUUUCAUAAAGCAAUUUUACAAAGUGGCGUCGCUUUGAAUCCUUGGGCACUACAAAUUCGUCACGAUUACGAAUUUAUACGAGUGUUAGGCUGUAAUUCUACUGAUGAUCAAGAAAUACUGGAAUUUUUACAUAGUCAAAAUUUAGAAGAUAUUUUGAAUGCUCAAAAAAUUAUUAUUCCAACUGAGGUGUGCGGUGAAGUAUGUCAAGUUUCUCCAUGUAUUGAACCAAACAUUCCAUCAGCUUUUUUACCCGAUUCUCCAGAAAAUAUAUUGCGUGAAGGUCGUUUUAAUGAUGUUCCAAUCAUAAUAGGAGUAAACGAUAAAGAUGGUUUGCUAAUUGACAUGCAUUUCUUUUCUUAUGAUUAUAAAAAGUACGCAUUUGAAAAUAAUUUGCUAAUACCACGCGAUUUGUUUCAAAAAUUCGAAUCAAAAGAAGAAAUCGAAAAAACUAUAAAGCAAAUCAAGCAAUUUUAUAAAAUUAGUGACCUCAAAAGUAUGACAGAUUACUGGACCGAUGUGUUAUUUGCACAUAAAAAUCAAGUUUUCACAAACGAAUACGCACGGAAAUCAAAUAAUCCAGUUUACAAUUAUUUAUUUAAAAUCAGCAUUAAUGAUUUAAAAUUCAGUUGCAAAUUAUUUAAUUGGGAAACUUACGAUGGUGCAAAUCAUUUAGAUGAAAUACCAUAUUUAUUUAAAAUGGAAGCGAUUCCUGCAAUAUUACCAAAUACACCACAAGCUAUUGGCUUACAUAUAAUGACAACAUUAUGGACGAAUUUUGCGAAAACUGGCAAUCCAAAUUCACAAAAACCUGAUCCAUUUAUAACUGACAAAUGGAAAUCAUUUACCAAUGACGAACAAAAUUAUUUGGAGAUUGAUUUAAAGCCACAACUUAAAAAGGGCUUACUCCAGGAAAGGGUACAGUUUUGGGAUGGUUUGUACAAAUAA
Molecule: messenger RNA, 3242 nt
Organism: Chrysoperla carnea
Lineage: Eukaryota; Metazoa; Arthropoda; Insecta; Neuroptera; Chrysopidae
Product: juvenile hormone esterase-like
Exons: 12
Coding region: 96-3242 (1048 amino acids)
Source: RefSeq, a predicted model, not a curated record